AUGAGCAAGGGAAAAGUGUGCUUGGCCUACUCGGGCGGUCUCGACACCAGCUGCAUCCUCAAGUACAUGCUGGAUGAGGGCUAUGAGGUUGUGUGCUUCAUGGCCGAUGUUGGCCAGGAGGAGGACUUCAAGGCCGCCGAGGCAAAGGCCCUGAAGAUUGGUGCCAGCUCCGUUCACAUCAAGGACCUGCGUCGCGAGUUCAUCGAGGAGUUGUGCUACCCAGCCAUCGCCUGCAACGCCAUCUACGAGAACGUAUACCUCCUCGGCACCUCGCUCGCCCGCCCCGUCAUCGCUCGCGCCCAGAUCGCCGUGGCUCAGCAGGAGAACUGCUUCGCCGUCUCCCACGGCUGCACCGGCAAGGGCAACGACCAGGUCCGCUUCGAGCUGGCCUUCUAUGCUCUGCAGCCCAGCAUCAAGGUCAUUGCUCCAUGGAGAGACCCAAUCUUCUACGAGCGUUUCCAGGGCCGCAACGACCUGCUUGACUACGCGGCCGCUAAGGGCAUCCCCGUGACAAGCACCAAGAGCAAGCCUUGGAGCAUGGACGAGAACUUGGCUCACUGCUCGUUCGAGGCCGGCAUCCUCGAGGACCCCAACGUCACGCCACCAGACAACAUGUGGGUGUUGACAACCGACCCAACAAAGGCCCCUGAUGCCCCCGAGGACUUCACCCUCACGUUCGAGAAGGGUCUGCCCGUCAAGCUCGAGUAUGAGGGCGGCAAGAAGGUCGCUACCGAUCCCGUCGACCUCUUCCUCACUGCCAACACCAUUGCCCGCAAGCACGGCGUGGGCCGCAUUGACAUUGUUGAGAACCGCUUCAUCGGCCUCAAGUCCCGCGGCUGCUACGAGACUCCCGGUCUCACCAUGCUCCGUGGCGCCCACAUCGAUCUCGAGGGACUCGUCAUGGACCGCGAGGUUCGCAACCUCCGUGAUCAAUUCGUCACAUUCAACUACGCCAAGCUGCUGUACAACGGUCUGUACUUCUCUCCAGAGCGCGAGUUCCUCGAGGCUAGCAUCGUCGAGUCACAGAAGAAGGUCAACGGCUCCGUUCGCUGCCGUGUCUACAAGGGCAUGUUCAACGUCAUCGGUCGCUGGUCCGACACCGAGAAGUUGUACGACGCGAGCCUGGCGUCCAUGGACGAGAUCGGUGACUUUGCUCCUUGCGACACCACUGGUUUCAUCAGCAUCAACGCCAUCCGCCUGAAGAAGUACGGUCUGUCCAAGGAGGCCGAGGGCGUGAGUCUGGUUCACAAGAACUAG
Ramularia collo-cygni is the source of this 1257-nucleotide messenger RNA. RefSeq names its product probable ARG1 Argininosuccinate synthetase. Gene Ontology annotation, cellular component: cytoplasm. The transcript has 3 exons. The record is from RefSeq and is a predicted model, not a curated record. NCBI's taxonomy places the organism in Eukaryota, Fungi, Ascomycota, Dothideomycetes, Mycosphaerellales, Mycosphaerellaceae. The coding region runs from base 1 to 1257 and encodes 418 amino acids. Gene Ontology annotation, biological process: L-arginine biosynthetic process; urea cycle. Gene Ontology annotation, molecular function: argininosuccinate synthase activity; ATP binding.